AUUUAUGUUAUUUGACUCGGCUGUUUUUUUAUGCGUUUGGUUGUGAUCAGGUUGCUAGUUGCGAUGGGCGAUCUGCAACGCAACAUUUGUGAGCAUAACCUUUAAAAUGCACAUUGACGUUUUGUUUUGGUUAACUCUGAAGUUUGCAACAUUUUGAAAAAUUAGUCCACUUUAUUCACUCUUUAUUCAUAGUUAAUAUUAAUAAUGUCCGCUGCCCUAGUUCGUAAAAGUUUAGCAUUGGUAGACGCGGAAUUCUCAGAUAAAGGAAAACAAAACAAAUGUGAUAAUGUUCUGAGUCAAUUAAUGCCAGAAAGUCAGAAACUGAAGAGACAACUGCUUCAUAAAGGUCGAAAAGGACAAAAGGUUAAUCUACUGCAGACAGAAAAAAAGUUCACAGUAUCUGAAGCUAAAAAAACUCAAAAAUCCAAAGACGCAAUAUUGAAGGCAAAUCUUGAACGGCUGAAAUUAAUACGGGCAGCUUGCAAAAUAGACUUGGAAGAAGAAAUAACACAAAAAUUAAUUGAACGAGCAGUAACGAAGAAACCUAUUAAAAAGAAGAGCAAAGUUAAAGUCGAACAGAAGACUGCAUUCACUGAAGAAGACUUCAAGAAGUUCGAAGAAGAAUACUUCGACGAAGAUUAAUUUGUUAUCAUUCAACAUGAAUGAUAGGACUGUAGGAAUUUACGGUCUUCUAGGCUCUUUUAUCGUCAUACUAUUCCUUUUUGUACGAAUGAUAGUAAUACCAAAUCUUCCAUUGGAUCCAGAGUAUGAAGAAAUGUUGCUACCACCUACAUAUUUACUUUUAUCACUAGGAACCUGCGGAUUGAUUUUUCUCGGCUCACUUAUGAUCUACACCACAUACACAUUAUACACAAUCAAAACCACUAAUCAUCGUUCAUAGUUAUUUAAGAUUGAAUUGUCUUAAGUUAUAUUCUUAAUACAAUAAAUGUUCAAAGUGAAUUCGAAA
Dalotia coriaria is the source of this 967-nucleotide messenger RNA. RefSeq names its product active regulator of SIRT1-like. Gene Ontology annotation, cellular component: nucleolus. Bases 205 to 642 code for a protein of 145 amino acids. The transcript has 4 exons. NCBI's taxonomy places the organism in Eukaryota, Metazoa, Arthropoda, Insecta, Coleoptera, Staphylinidae. Gene Ontology annotation, molecular function: enzyme binding. The record is from RefSeq and is a predicted model, not a curated record.